Molecule: messenger RNA, 585 nt
Organism: Pochonia chlamydosporia 170
Lineage: Eukaryota; Fungi; Ascomycota; Sordariomycetes; Hypocreales; Clavicipitaceae
Exons: 2
Coding region: 1-585 (194 amino acids)
Source: RefSeq, a predicted model, not a curated record
AUGCCCAGGCAAUUUCAACAUCCAUUUCAAGAGUCCCAGUUUGAUAUCUUCGAGUGGUAUCCGAAAUUUCAGUCUUGCCACAAAUUCUUUUUGGACCAUGCUCAACACACCAACCCUGUUCAGGCUGUAGCGGCCUUGGUAAAUAUUUAUCUUCCCUUCGAAAAACUUCUCAGUACAAGCGCAGCGACGACACCGAGUACUUCGUCAUCGUCGUCGUCAGGAACAGGACGAGGCAAUAUCGCUUUGGUGCCCUACAUCAGACGGCUGGUUGCCACCGGUUUUGAUACACCAUCCAUCCUACAUGGCUUCUUUGGCGAUGACUGGUCGGAAGGAAUAGGCCCUAUUCAUGAACAGGAGAGAAGAAACUACCUAUUUGCUGCAAAGAGUGAAACAUGGCUCAAGGUUAAAGCCGACUACGAUAUGGAAAACGGGCAGACCGUACCAUUCCUACGGCCACUGCAAGGUGUCACAGAAAAGGAAAUCGUGAAUGCAGAAGCCGACUGGAGUGACUGGCUGGCAAUGCAAGACUGGAUGCUAGGACCGAGAGCACCUCCAGGAGAAAACGAGCCCAGGUCGCCCAGAUGA